Messenger RNA from Menidia menidia (Atlantic silverside), 2432 nucleotides. NCBI's taxonomy places the organism in Eukaryota, Metazoa, Chordata, Actinopteri, Atheriniformes, Atherinopsidae. The record is from the annotation of a GenBank genome assembly.
UUUGAUCCUAAACUGACACAGACCUGCCGGAGACAUGACACAAAACGGUGUUAUUAAGGCAAAGCAUAUGAUUGUGGUGGUAUCCAUGGUGGAAGAGUGGUCCUCCUUGAAAUCCCUUCUGCAGGAUACUUCUGAAGAUAAUUGUCACCAAGUUGCCUUUACCAGUCUGGGACCCAAUGAAAAAUGCGAUUUAACAGUUGAGGACGCCUUCAUCAGCCUGCGCUAUGCAGAUUUGAAAGAAGACAUGAGAGAGGAGGCCGUCUGCCAGGCCAUAGAGGGCUGCUUUAAAUCCUGCAAAGAUGGAACAUGCACUUUUCUACUGUUGAUCAAAGGUGGAUGUUACACAAAUAAGGAAAGAAGAUUGAUAGAGAUUUUGCAGGCGCACUUUGGAGCCGAGGCUUUAAAAUACCUCGUCAUUCUCUCUGUGGAAGAUGGAAAUGUUGUCGACAUGCUGGACGACGCCCUCUUGGAUUUGAUAAAUGUCUGCGAUGGCAGAUACUGCCGGAUCACAUCAUCGACUGCAAGUGGUGGACUGCAUUCAUUAGUUGAAAUGGUCAACUACAUGUUGACUGAAAAUUGUGCCACUGGUUACACUGACGCCAUGCUAACCGAGUCAAAGAGAAAGUGUACUGAGGACUCGGCCAUGAACAUACUUAAACAGAAAGUGCAAGAGGCGGAGGAGAAGGAGCAGAUGUUCAACGAACUGGUCCAACAACAAGAAGAGAGAAGAGCCCAAGAAAUGGAAGCACUAAAAGCAAAGCAUGCUGAGGAAAGAGAAAAGGAAGUGCUUGACAGAAAGAAACUUGAGACAAAGAGAGAGAGUCUUCAUGAGGCUGUAAGCAGCCACAAAGCAGCCAUUCAGAUCCAAAUAAGAGCUCCUACUGGUGAUGAAACCAAGAAGAUAUCUGUCAUUUUGCUGGGCCUCUCCGGCAGUGGGAAGUCUUCUGCUCUAAAUCUGAUCCUGAGUAGAGCCAGUAAUCAGUACCUAGGCAGUGGCUGUGAUCCUGAGCCCGCUCUGCCAACCACGUUUUGUAAAAGAGAGGAGGUGUUUGCAGCAGGGGAACAGCUUGUCCUGGUGGACACCCCCGAGCUGUGGGAUGAAGAUGGGGUGGAGAAUACCAACCUGGUGAAAGACUGCCUGGCUUUGGCCUUACCUGGACCCCACGUCUUCCUGCUGGUGCUUCAGGUGGGACGCUUCACCCAGGGAGAGUGUGAGAUGCUUGCGCACAUGCAGAGAACCUUUGGAAGAGAAGUUUCAGAGCACUCCAUUGUCUUGUUUGUCCAUUUUGACGGGAACCAGUACAGGCCUCAGAGGAUCAACGACUAUGUCAUUGGAGCUCAUCCAACCCUGCAGGAUCUCAUCCGGAAGUGUGGAUGUCGUUAUUACGAGUUAAAUGUUACAAAGUCGUUUAGCGCUUUGAGCUAUCCUCAGGUGAGAGAGCUGCUUUCUGGGAUCAACAAACUGGUUGCCUCACAUGGAGGCCAAUCCCACUUAGUGAAGAGAUUUUCUCUUCAGGAGCUACAGGAAAGAAAUAAAAUAAUCUUACAGGGAAAUGAGGGGGAGUUGGAAGACAAUUACCUACUAAGAGAUUAAUUAUUUCUUUUUCUUAAGAUUAGAAUGCCUUACUUGUAAAACAUUGUUGUUUUAAUUUACAGGAAAGACUAUCCAUUUGAUUUAAAUGAGCUGCCAGUGUAGGUUAUCCCAAAUGAGAGAAAUUAACUUUCAAUUCCCUUAAUUACUUAAAAAUUAAUAGAAUAUGUUAAUAUGGCUGUACAGUUUCCCCUUAAAAUCUGGAUAACCAGCAGAGGGCUCUCUCUCGCCUAAGAAAUGGAAUCAUAUCUGAAAGUUUACCAAUGCAAUCCCGUGUGUCUCAGUGUACAUAAUAGGAUUUCAGGCUAUUUAUAAGAAUAAUCUUAGAAAAAUUGCAAAAAAUAAAAAAUAAAUAAAAAGGUAAGGUGGUGGUGAUUUGGGGAUUUUCCAACCAAAAGGAAAUAAAAGGAAAACAAAUGAAGAGUUAUAUAAGUGUCGCAGUUUUUAUUUCUAUGGAGUUGAAAAGGAAGAAAAGAAAAAGUACUGCUCCAUUAUAUUUCCUUUUUUACUUAUAUCUUUUUAUUGACCAUAUCUCAAUGGUCUGAGAAUUUUAACUGGUACCUGAGGCAAAUUGUACUAUAAUAAUCUGACAUAAGCAAUUACUUUUUUUGUUUGUUUUAACAGGUUUAUGGUUAAUGAUCCUGUAUUUAUUCUUUCAAGCAUUACAUUUUUACAUUUAAGUUUUUUUUUAUUGCAUGCUUUGAUGUGGCUUAAUGAUAUGUUUACACUGAUUUUUUUUCUUGGCUUGUUCUGUAAUGUCAUUGUACUUUAUCUGUUAGUGUACAAUUCAAUAAACAACAAUUAAAACUUAAUUUAUAAAAAUGAUUUUAUUUAGAACAAA